Molecule: messenger RNA, 414 nt
Organism: Pestalotiopsis fici W106-1
Lineage: Eukaryota; Fungi; Ascomycota; Sordariomycetes; Amphisphaeriales; Sporocadaceae
Exons: 1
Coding region: 1-414 (137 amino acids)
Source: RefSeq, a predicted model, not a curated record
AUGCCCGUGAGCUUCAUCAUCUUUAAGCGCGCCGGCGCAGCAUCCUGGACAAGCAUCAGGCGCUACUUGAGCAGCAGGCGCCGCGGCGGCGGGUCGUCGUAUGAUAUCGACAACGGUGGUGCCGGCAGCAACGAACUCAAGGCCGGCCCGGAGAGCUCGACCAUCGACAAUGGCAACCCGGGGCGGCUCCCCAAGCUGCCGAGGAUUCAUCUCGGGAAUUGGACUGGGUUCAGGACCCUCCUGAGCCGUCGCGAGAAUAAUGCGGGCGCGACGACCGAGUUGAGGACGUAUGGAGAGCUCAACUCGGUCGAUGAGGAUUACCACGCCCAGCUCAAGAGGGCUUGGGGCUCCCCGCCCCCGCCAUCGCAUCCCCGCACCAGUGACUCUGUCAGUGUACCCGGAGCCGCAGUGUAG